This is a messenger RNA of Dendronephthya gigantea, 579 nucleotides long. Its product is annotated as ATP-dependent DNA helicase PIF1-like. The record is from RefSeq and is a predicted model, not a curated record. The coding region runs from base 1 to 579 and encodes 192 amino acids. The transcript has 2 exons. NCBI's taxonomy places the organism in Eukaryota, Metazoa, Cnidaria, Anthozoa, Malacalcyonacea, Nephtheidae.
AUGAGGCAAAAAAACGAUAAGGCAUUUACUGAGCUUCUCAAUAGAGUAAGAACAGCUUCUCAUACUGAGGAUGAUAUUAAAGUUAUUCAAUCAAGAAGAGUUUCGCCAUCUGAUCCCAACUAUCCAUCAGAUGCACUUCAUAUUUGGGCUGAAAAUUCUCCUGUUAAUGAACACAACCAAAUGAAACUGGAAGCCAUUCAAACACCGCUAUAUAUACUUAAAGCAAAAAAUCAAUAUCCACCAAAUGUUAGUAAACAAGAUAUUGAUAGAGUUUUAGCAAGAGGACGAUCUGAAACAUGUGGUCUUGAUGCCGAAAUUCAGAUUAAAGAAGGCGCCAGAAUAAUGCUUACUACAAAUAUCAAUAUACAAGAUCGACUUAUCAAUGGGCAAAUGGGAACUGUAGUAAAAAUUUAUGCUAACAUUAAAAAUGUACCAACAGUUGUAUAUGUAAAAUUUGAUGACGAGAAAGCUGGAAAAACAGCAAUAAAUACAAGUACCAAUCCUUUUGCUAGAGAAAAUCACGUUGUACCAAUUCAGCCUGUUCUUGCAAAAAUUAAAGUUAGACCAGUUUGGACUUAA